CAGAGCAGUGAGUGCAGGCGUGGGCUGGCCUGCGACCGGCACACGUUAUCUGCCCAGGACUCGCAGAUCAGCCGCGUCGCUGUUUGCCGGGCUCCCCAUGUUUGCCCUGCACAAUCCGCACCUUUCUAGAUAGAGUCGCUCACCCGCUGGUGUUGCAGUCCAUUUGUCGGUGCCUCACAUCUGGUCGGCGCACAAGACAUGUUGCAGACGUUCUGCGGACGUUACUCGCUAAAGACAGGCGCCUUUAUGUUUGGGAUAUUUUUUACGGUAAAUUCGAUGGUCCAUCUCUUCGUGGGCUUCUUCUUUUUCAUCAGUAAAACACGAUUCUACAAAGACGAAAUUCCCUUGGGCCUGGCUGCAGGUAGCCUUGCUGUAGGAACAGCUCAGAUGUUUGCCAACGUUGCCCUUGUCGAGGGCGUCAUGAAGCGCAGCCGAUGCCGGCUGGCGGUGUGGGAGGUGACGCACUCGCUGCUGCUGGCCGCCUACGCAGCCGCCGCGGCCGCGCUGUGGGCGACCCUGCUCGACACGGCGCAGUUUCCCGUCUUGCGCAGGCUGUGCCCGCAGGUGGUCGCCACGAUGCUCGUCCUCCUCUCCGUACACGGAGCUCUACAAGUGUACGCUCUGAUAGUUGUCGAGUCCCUCCGAAGGAAGUUCUUGCUGGAGUCGCCGCCUCCGAGUAUGGACGUCGCUUACAAACGACUGGAGCGAGACUAGAGCGUCUUCUCCAGCAUGUCAUCAGUUACAAGCAAAGACAUCAUAACUGGACAAUGGACCAUUACUUUCAGAACAUGAAAAUAGCUUCUGCCAACGUUUGUGUGUGUAUGUGUGUGUGUGUGUGUGUGUGUGUGUGUGUGUGUGUGUGUGGUUCUUGCAGUUACAGCGUCAAGUUAUCAACCUAAUGUGUACAGAUAUACAUAUAAAUUCAUCUAACAUGAAUCUCACUAACCAAUAGUCCCACAUUUUUUUUUCUUCUGCGAAGAUCAAUAUAAAUUAAAUAUCAAGGUUGCAGAUAUUUUUUAAUGCACUGGGCGGUCGGUUAACACGUUACUUACUCGCAUUGACGGAAUCUCUUCUAUAUUCAUAAUUUUCUCGCAAUAUGUGUUUCGUAAAAUUGCCUCAGAAAUACCAGUUUGAUGUGAUUGCUAUACGAAAGUGCUUGUGACUGCAAUUUCCACAAUAGUAGUGACCCCAAGGUUGUAUUAUACUUGUUGAUACAAAACUUUAUCGAAAAAUUUAGCAAAUCCAACUUUACUCGAUACAC
Messenger RNA from Schistocerca americana (American grasshopper), 1261 nucleotides. RefSeq lists its product as uncharacterized. The record is from RefSeq and is a predicted model, not a curated record. NCBI's taxonomy places the organism in Eukaryota, Metazoa, Arthropoda, Insecta, Orthoptera, Acrididae. Bases 199 to 714 code for a protein of 171 amino acids. The transcript is spliced from 6 exons.